This is a messenger RNA of Pseudopipra pipra, 6063 nucleotides long. It is a transcript of the gene IKZF1, whose product is annotated as IKAROS family zinc finger 1. Gene Ontology annotation, molecular function: DNA-binding transcription factor activity; RNA polymerase II cis-regulatory region sequence-specific DNA binding. Gene Ontology annotation, biological process: regulation of transcription by RNA polymerase II. The record is from RefSeq and is a predicted model, not a curated record. Gene Ontology annotation, cellular component: nucleus. The transcript has 10 exons. Lineage: Eukaryota; Metazoa; Chordata; Aves; Passeriformes; Pipridae. The coding region runs from base 257 to 2209 and encodes 650 amino acids.
CUCCUGCCUGCCUGCCAUGCCACAGCCAUACAUCUCACCCUGCUGGGCGGUGGCUCCUGAGGAGGUGUUGGGACAAGUGCACGGCCAUGACAGUGACACCUCACCACCUCCGGGGCAGUGCCCCGACUGAGGCGCUGUGAGCCUGCCUGGGCUCUCCUGCUGCCCUGGGGGGCAGCCAUUUUGCAGCAGUGACAAACCACGCACUGGCAUUAAUUGACCCCUCUGGGAGUUCCUGUACAAUGAUGUCAGAGCACUGAUGGGUCUCAGUGGGCCUGAGCAGCUUCAUCUGGGGACUUCACCCACCACUGUGCCCACAGGCCAGGGCUCCUUUGUGGGCACCCAGGCAGCCCCAGCAGGGCUGUGCCCGACUGUGCCAAGCGGAGCUGCCGUCAGGCCCUGGGUGACCGCACCCUGUGGGGCAGCAGGUGAGCCCCGGCCAGCCUGUGCUGAGGUGCUGUGGCACUGGAGAGCAGGGUGCGGGAAACUCCAUCCCGAGCAGCACAGAUCUCCCAGGUAUAUGCCCAAAGAUAACUUGAGGAAAAUGGAAACAGAUGAGGCUCAAGAUAUGUCCCAGGUUUCAGGAAAGGAAAGUCCUCCAAUUAGUGAUGUCCCAGAUGAUCCAGAUGAACCUAUGCCUGUGCCAGAGGACCUUUCAACUAGUACUGGAGGACAACAGAGUUCUAAGAGUGACAGAAUCUUGGCUGCCUAUUUCUCUGUCCUUCGAAAGCCACCCUCUACGUCCAGUUUUCCAGGAGCUGCAUACGGGGCGGAAGGCUUUAGGGACUUUCAUGCAAUAAUUCCCAAAUCUUUUUCCACUGGUAAUAUUAAAAUAGAGACUCAUAGUGAUGAAGAGAAUGGGCGUGCCUGUGAAAUGAAUGGGGAAGAAUGUGCAGAGGAUUUACGAAUGCUUGAUGCUACAGGAGAGAAAAUGAAUGGCUCACACAAUGGCCCAGGCAGCAAGGCUAUGUCAGGAGUUGGAGGCAUUCGACUUCCUAACGGAAAGCUAAAAUGUGAUAUCUGUGGGAUAAUUUGCAUCGGUCCCAAUGUGCUCAUGGUUCACAAACGAAGCCACACCGGAGAACGCCCUUUCCAGUGCAAUCAGUGCGGAGCCUCCUUUACACAGAAGGGCAACCUUCUGCGCCACAUAAAGUUGCACUCAGGUGAAAAGCCCUUCAAGUGUCACCUGUGUAACUACGCUUGCCGUCGCAGGGAUGCCCUCACGGGACACCUGAGGACUCACUCAGUUGGCAAACCCCAUAAGUGUGGAUACUGUGGUCGCAGUUAUAAGCAGCGCAGCUCUUUGGAAGAACAUAAAGAACGCUGCCAUAACUACCUGCAAACGAUGAAUCUCUCGAGCAGCAUUUAUCCAGUCAUAAAAGAGGAAACUAACCAGAGUGAAAUGGCUGAAGACCUGUGCAAGAUAGGGUCAGAAAGAGCCCUCGUGCUGGAUAGACUAGCAAGUAACGUCGCCAAACGUAAGAGCUCUAUGCCUCAGAAAUUUGUUGGUGAAAAGUGUUUGCCUGACCUUCCAUACGAUGCCACCACCAACUAUGAGAAAGAGAACGAGAUUAUGCAGACGCACGUUAUCGACCAGGCCAUCAAUAAUGCCAUCAGUUACCUGGGGGCAGAGUCCUUGCGUCCCCUUGUCCAGACACCACCAGGGGGUUCUGAGGUGGUGCCUGUCAUCAGCCCCAUGUAUCAGCUCCACAAACCUCUUGGGGACAGUCAGGUUCGCUCCAACCUUCCUCAGGACAGUGCAGUGGAAAACUUGUUGUUGCUUUCCAAAGCCAAAUCUGUCUCCUCCGAACGAGACGCCUCUCCCAGCAACAGCUGCCAAGACUCAACAGAUACAGAGAGCAAUAAUGAGGAGCGCAGUGGUUUGAUCUACCUGACAAACCAUAUAGGUCCCCAUGCAAGAAAUGGCAUCUCUAUAAAAGAAGAAAACAGGCAAUAUGAUGUCUUGAGAGCAGGUACUGACAAUUCCCAGGAUGGUUUCAAAGUGAUCAGCAGCAAUGGGGAGCAAGUGAAAGUUUACAAGUGUGAACACUGUCGAGUCCUUUUCUUGGAUCAUGUGAUGUAUACAAUCCAUAUGGGUUGCCACGGGUUCCGCGAUCCUUUUGAGUGCAACAUGUGUGGCUACCAUAGCCAGGACAGGUACGAAUUCUCUUCCCACAUAACUCGAGGGGAGCACCGUUUCCACAUGAGUUAGAACUCCUCUGGCACAGAUCUAGCCUCAACAGCUGUGUUACUGGAGCUGCAUGAGCCAUGACAGCAACAAAGCACAAGUCAGCUGGACAGUAAAAGUAACAAGAGAAUCAGAAGUUCAGCAGUUUUUUCUCACAAGAAAAGAGAUUUCGUUUUGGUAGCAUGCAUUGCAACUCAGUUUUCUAAAAUGAGUUUUUACUGAAAAUGUUUGAUCACCAAAAACCUUUAGUAAUGUAAGUAGGAGCUUUUGUAGUCACAUAGCUGAAAGCCUUUCCCUUAACUGAUGCUUCUUGCAAACCUCCCCUGCCAGAACUGUUAACCACGCCAAGGAUGCACCACACGACGGGGACACAACAGGCAGGAGUGGCCAAGCUUUCUCUCUUAACACCCUGAGCGCUGGGCUCUUCUACCAGAUGUAUGUUUUUUGACUUCCUGGUAUUAUUUGACUCUUUCAGGAAGAUUGAACUCAAGUAAAGAAGGAGGGGCCCAUCUCAGAUGAUUCCACGGACAGCUGGGGUGGGAUGGGAGCCCCAGCCAGAAGGUUCUGAGUUACUUUGGUGGUAAAAAGUAGAACGUUUUCACCUGCAAGGGUGCUACUGGUAUUGACAUCACAACAUGCUUUUUGUGUCACUAGGCAGGUGGGCAGGAAUGUGAAAGAAAGAAGAAACACCCUUGUAAUAUACUCCGUGAAGUAUAAAUUGCAUUUAAUGUAUAGAAAAAGGGUAUUGCUGGCUCUUCUUUGAAUAAAUAUUUUCCCUUUUUAUCCAAUAAAACCCCACUUUUUGUUAAGCAACCCCUCCUCUCUCUGCAUAAACAAGUUACAAUGUAUUUAAUUUUUCUUUCUUUUUAAAGUUUCAGUUAUUUAGAAAAGUAUGAUGUACAGUUGAAAGAAGCACUAGAUAGAUAUAUGUGUGGGGAAAGUCUCCUUAUGCACAUUUUUCAUCUUUUUAAACUGUCUGGAAAAUACCCAAAUAUCCCUCUCUUACAUAUAAAAAAAUCCCAUUUUGCUUGCACAGAAGAUGUCCUCUUGUAGAUUUUGUGGCUUUACUCAUAAGUGUUGAACUUAAUUAUUUUUAAAGCACUCAGAUGAAUUAAACCAGCCAGUCAAAAUUUGCAACCGCCUUCUUUUUUCCUGGCAUUUGCCAUUUCAUGAGGGACCAAGCCCCACAAAGGUGCUGAGAACCUUGACUUCCUAUUCACUUAGUCAUUUCACUACUUGCUUUGAGUUACUUUUACUUCAUGGAACUAAUCUUAAGGUUAAAAAUAUGGUGGGUUUUGCAGAAGGGAGACCAGAGACUGCAGCACUUUGCAGAGUGCAGCAAGGUCCACCAAAAGCUUUCUCCAUGGUGGGUUCUGCUGCAGAUACUGUUACCUUCAGUUAUAAUCAAAAUUUCUAUGACAAAUAGAUUUUAACCCCAAACACAGCUGAUAUUUAAAAAUUACUUUUUUUUUUUUAAAGCUGCUACUUUUCUUCCUCUUCCAAAUAUUUCUUUUCUUUCCCUGAACACCCUCGUAACUUAAGACUGGGCAAAAAAGAAAUUUUUGCAGCUGCAUAAAAAUCUAUCAUCAGUGCUACAAUACUUCCUGGGCAACAUCCAUAAAAAUAGCCCAUCUUAGUAACUUAAUGUAUAAAUACUUCCACUCUGAUAAUAGCUGGAUAUUUUGCAAUAAACACAAAUCAAAUAACCUACAAGACUAGCAGUUUUGUCAUACAUUUGCACAUUUUCCAUGCAUAAGUGCAUGCAAGUACAUCUGUUUAUUAUAAAAAAGAUUUGAUGGGACCAUGAAGUGCUUGCAUCUAGGCCAGAGUGGCCUGAUACUUGUAGCUAUAUUUGAUGCACAUUUCCUAUAUACACAUACUAUUACAGGCACACAGAGUUCCCUCUUCUGCUUUCACUUUUGCAGGUGUAAGUCAGGAACAACAACACUGAAGCUAGAGGAAAGAUACUGAUGAAAUAACGAAUUACAAAUAUAUGCUUCUAUAUGCUAUAUAAGGCAUGCUGCUAUACACGCCUUAGCUUUUCAUGCCAGCUCAUGCCAGCUAGCUUCACCUGACAUGUGGGCACAGCAGUGUUCUUACAAUGAAUGUGUCACUGACAGUUCAGCAGCUUUGUCACCAGAUGUGAAUGCUGUGUCUGAAUGUCCCCAGACCUGGUGCAUGUACCCACAGCAGUGAGAACACAUCACUAGCACGCUAGGUGGGUUCAUACAUACAGGAUGGCCAACAAUCUCCCAAAAAUGAGUGAUAUAAACUACAGACCGAAAGGUGAUCCCCUCCAUUCCUACACUAUACCUCAGUUGCCUUAAGAGACUUUAUUGAUCCCCCUCCACUCCCACAUUAUAACUCAGCUGAGACUUUAUUCUUGUUGCCUUCCAGCCCAAGAUGCUGUGAAGGGGGUGGGCACAAGGAAUUGCUGGUCCCUUUCAUGCCCUAGAUACGGUUUUGUCAUCAAUGCCUGCUACACAUUCAGCUUCAAGACAGACUGUACCUGGCAAAGAGGUAUUAUCAAAUAUUUUGUAUAGAAAUAACCUGAAGAGAACCUUUAAGGGGGGGGGCCUUACUCAAUGAGUUUUCAUUAAUAAUUUUUUCUAUUUAAAUACAGUUGAAACAGAUUCAUUUUUCAUAACUGGUAGGGAUAUAUUCAGCUGUUCUUACCCCUCUCCAAGUUUGAUCAAUACCAACCAAGAGGGGACAAAGUAAUUUCCCACCCCUGCUGCAACGCCCUGUGUGAGAUCAGACAUUGGCUGUACAGAAACAUUCUGCUUUUAUUGCUCUUACACCUCUUUCCUGCUCUUCUAAGAUUUAGGUCACUAUAUAUACACCCCAUGCCAUAAUUUUUUUGACCCUUUAUUUUAAGAGACACCAGGCUAUAAAGGGAAGGGGGACAGAAGCCUACUCAGGUGGUUUUGUUUCUUUGCUUUUACCCAAAUCUAACACAAGUAAUGCCACGUUCAUGAACCGUGUAAACAAGCACAGCUCCAGUGGAGUUUAAGACUGCCUCAAACAUGGCUUUGAAAUGUGAUUUCUAAUUACUGGGUAGGUUUGCUGCCUUCACAACAUCUCUGUGCACACAUGCACGUGUCCGAGUCUCUGUGUCACUUCUCUUGCUGACAUGCACGUGCCCUGUCUGUGGCUUUGUGUAUCAUUAAUAUUUUAUAUACAUAUGUAUUUGUAUAUAGAUCUAAAAUGGUUUAUAUGACAUGAUGAUGCACUGUCAGUCACAGUGGGUUUGUUUCCUGGCUCUGGAGUUUUCUUAUUUAUACUAUAAGAGAAUAUGUUGAUGUUGUAUAUUAAACAGUACAGUAGUAUAAAUAAGUAUAUUAAGGCACAGUGUAUGAGAGGGCAUAGUCUAAGGGUAGGAGCAAAUGGCAUUCUCUGUUCACAAAAGGGCUUUCUUAGGUUUGUUUUUUCCAGUGUUUUUUUCUCUUUUGCACAAAAUCAUCUUCAGUUGGUUUUGAAACAAGUGGUUCAAUCAUUUUAUUUAUGAACAUAUGAAAGGAUGCCAUGAAAAUAGGAUGUUGUGUCUGUGUACAUCGAAACAAACUGCGCCCUCGGAAAACUAGUUUAGUGUAACCUCCCUUUUUCUCUUUUUUUGCUAUGGUGCAAUACCCUGAUAUAGCUUAGCUGAAAUUUAAAAGGAGUAAAUGUGUGAGUGGCUUUAAGUUUAUGUAUGUUUUUAAAAAGUAAAAAAUGACUGCUUCCCAAUCCUUCCCCGUGCACUGCCUUUUCUAAUAGAAAAGUUGUAUUUACACCUUUUUUUUUUGCUGUGGUUUUAUAUUGUAACUUCAUUUUUCUUUGAGAAUAUUGUAUUUAAAAAAAAAAAAACGAAUUUCAUAAAAAUUGAAAAUGUUAUUAAA